UCGAACAUCAAGAGGUAUCGAUAUUAUCGUCGGUAUAGUGAAUAUUUCGGCGCAUAUAUUUUCUGUUGAGUGGAACGCACGUACGCACGCCUUUGGACUAGCAACGAUGACAAACCAGAAAAUAGCACUGAUCAGCGUCUCGGACAAGACGGGCCUGCUGGAGCUGGGCAAGCAGUUGGUAGCUCUGGACUUUCAACUUGUGGCCAGCGGCGGCACAGCAACUGCGCUGCGCGGCGCUGGCCUGAGCGUCAAGGAGGUCUCCGAUAUAACGGGUGCACCCGAAAUGCUGGGCGGUCGCGUCAAGACGCUGCAUCCUGCCGUGCAUGCGGGCAUAUUGUCGCGGAUCACUAACAGUGAUCUGGCCGAUAUGAAAAAACAGCAGUACGAUCUCAUCCAGCUUGUGGUCAGCAAUCUGUAUCCGUUUACCAGCACCAUAGCUAAACCAGGUGUCAGCGUGGCCGAAGCCGUUGAGAACAUUGAUAUUGGUGGCGUGACUUUGUUGCGUGCCGCAGCCAAGAAUCAUCAGCGUGUCACUGUUAUAUGUGAGGCCGUCGACUAUGCCAAGGUUUUGGCUGAGAUUAGUGCCAAUGGCGAUACCACGCUGGAGACGCGUCAGGCUUUGGCACUUAAGGCUUUUACGCACACGGCCAACUAUGACGAAGCCAUCUCUGAUUACUUUAGAAAGCAAUAUGGUGCAGGCAGCUCGCAAUUAAAUCUACGCUACGGCAUGAAUCCUCACCAGAAACCGGCGCAGCUGUACACACAGUUGGCCCAAUUGCCGCUACGCGUGGUGAAUGGCUCGCCCGGCUUUAUCAAUCUCUGCGACGCGCUCAAUGGCUGGCAAUUGGUCAGGGAAUUGAAGCAGGCACUGCAGUUGCCGGCAGCCACUAGCUUUAAGCAUGUCUCGCCUGCUGGCGCCGCUGUGGGCGUGCCGCUCAAUCCCGCCCAAGCUAAGCUCUGCAUGGUAGACGAUCUGUUCGAGCAGCUGACGCCCUUGGCCACGGCAUAUGCACGUGCACGUGGUGCCGAUCGCAUGAGCUCCUUUGGUGACUUUGUGGCCUUGUCCGAUGUUUGUGACGCGGUAACGGCCAAGAUCAUUUCGCGUGAGGUUUCCGAUGGGAUCAUUGCUCCCGGCUAUGAGCCGGAGGCAUUGAACAUACUCAAAAAGAAGAAGAACGGAAACUAUUGUGUUCUGCAGAUGGAUAGCAACUACGAGCCGAGCGCUUUGGAGCGUAAGACUAUUUUUGGCCUCACCCUAGAACAAAACCGCAACGAUGCCAUCAUUGAUGCAAAGCUCUUCUCCAAUGUGGUCAGCAAACGCAGGCCGCUGCCCGAGUCCGCUGUGCGGGAUCUGAUUGUUGCCACCAUUGCCCUAAAAUAUACCCAGAGCAAUUCCGUGUGCUAUGCACGCGAUGGUCAGGUGAUUGGCAUCGGUGCUGGCCAGCAGUCGCGCAUCCAUUGCACACGUCUGGCUGGCGAGAAGGCGGACAACUGGUGGCUGCGCCAGCAUCCCAAUGUGGCCGCGAUGAAGUUCAAGGCGGGCGUGAAGCGUGCGGAGAUUUCCAAUGCCAUUGACAACUAUGUGAAUGGUACCGUCGGCAAGGAUAUGCCAGUGGCGCAAUUUAAGAGCAUGUUCGAAACGGUACCAGAAGAGCUGACGACAGAGCAGAAAUUGGACUGGCUGAAGCAAUUGAGUGGCGUGGCCCUCGGCUCUGAUGCAUUCUUUCCCUUCCGCGACAACAUUGAUCGCGCUAAGCUUAGCGGCGUCUCCUACGUAGGCAGUCCGUCGGGCUCCACCAACGAUGUAGGCGUCAUUGCCGCCUGUGAUGAGCAUGGCAUUAUUAUGGCGCACACCAAUCUGCGUCUCUUCCAUCAUUAACUCGCACUUCAUGAAUCAAUACAAUUUAUAUGUGACCUUAGCCACAGCACAUUCCUGUAACCUGAGCAAUAAAAGACACUUGCCUUAGUUAGUUAAA
Drosophila hydei is the source of this 1976-nucleotide messenger RNA. Its product is annotated as bifunctional purine biosynthesis protein PURH. Bases 107 to 1879 code for a protein of 590 amino acids. Gene Ontology annotation, molecular function: IMP cyclohydrolase activity; phosphoribosylaminoimidazolecarboxamide formyltransferase activity. The transcript is spliced from 6 exons. The record is from RefSeq and is a predicted model, not a curated record. Gene Ontology annotation, cellular component: cytosol. NCBI's taxonomy places the organism in Eukaryota, Metazoa, Arthropoda, Insecta, Diptera, Drosophilidae. Gene Ontology annotation, biological process: 'de novo' IMP biosynthetic process.